Molecule: messenger RNA, 1650 nt
Organism: Gekko japonicus
Lineage: Eukaryota; Metazoa; Chordata; Lepidosauria; Squamata; Gekkonidae
Gene: SLC1A4
Product: solute carrier family 1 (glutamate/neutral amino acid transporter), member 4
Exons: 8
Coding region: 1-1587 (528 amino acids)
Biological process (GO): L-serine transport; L-glutamate transmembrane transport
Cellular component (GO): plasma membrane
Molecular function (GO): L-threonine transmembrane transporter activity; L-aspartate transmembrane transporter activity; L-alanine transmembrane transporter activity
Source: RefSeq, a predicted model, not a curated record
AUGGCGAAGCCCUGCGAGAACGGCUACUUGGAGGGCGGCUUGGAGGAGGCGUCCCCGCGGCGCCCCCGCCUGCGGCUCUGCCGGCCUCGCUCCUGCGGGCGCUUCCUGCGGCGGCACUGCCUGGUGCUGCUGACCGUCUCCGGCGUGCUGCUGGGGCUGGGCCUGGGCGCCGGCGCGCGGCGGCUGCGCCUCUCCCGCGCCCAGGUGGCCUACCUGGCCUUCCCGGGCGAGAUGCUGCUGCGCAUGCUCAAGAUGGUCAUCCUCCCGCUGGUCGUCUGCAGCCUGGUCUCCGGCGCCGCCAGCCUCGACACCCGCUCGCUCGGCCGCCUGGGCGGCGUCGCCCUCGCCUACUUCUUGCUCACCACCCUCGGCGCCGCCGCCCUGGCCCUCGCCCUCGGCUUCAUCAUCCAGCCCGGCCGCGGCGCCGGCGCCCUCAACUCCCACGCCCUCGGCCUCGACGGCGCCCUGCCCGCCAGCAAGGAGACCGUCGACUCCUUCCUCGACCUGGCCAGAAACUUGUUCCCGUCGAACCUGGUCGCAGCGGCCUUUCGAUCGUAUGCUACAGACUACAAAAUGAUAAUACGGAACACAACUCUCGGGAAUGUUACCGAAAAGAUCCCUGUCGGCACCGAAAUCGAAGGAAUGAAUAUCCUGGGCCUAGUCCUUUUCGCACUGUUUCUGGGAGUGGCCUUGAAAAAGCUCGGCCCCGAAGGAGAAGAGCUGAUUCGUUUCUUUAAUUCGUUCAACGAGGCAACCAUGGUUUUAGUCUCUUGGAUUAUGUGGUAUGUACCUCUGGGCAUUAUGUUCCUUGUCGGAAGCAAGAUCGUGGAAAUGGAAGACGUCUUCCUGCUAGUGACAAGCCUGGGAAAAUACAUCUUUGCGUCCAUUCUGGGUCACAUCAUCCACGGCGGGAUCGUUUUACCCCUUAUUUAUUUUGCGGUCACACGCAAAAACCCUUUCUCUUUUCUCUUGGGGCUCAUAACACCAUUUACCACAGCUUUCGCUACUUGUUCCAGCUCUGCCACUCUUCCGUCUAUGAUCAAGUGCAUUGAAGAAAACAACGGUGUCGACAAGAGAAUUAGCAGGUUUAUCCUGCCCAUCGGGGCCACCGUGAACAUGGACGGGGCUGCUAUUUUCCAGUGUAUGGCCACCGUAUUCAUUGCCCAGCUGAACAACUUCGACCUCAACGCCGGACAGAUUUUUACCAUUCUCGUGACCGCCACCGCGUCCAGUGUAGGAGCGGCUGGGAUCCCAGCGGGAGGAGUUCUAACCAUCGCUAUUAUCUUGGAGGCCAUCGGUCUUCCCACCAAUGACAUCUCCCUCAUUUUGGCAGUGGACUGGAUUGUGGACCGGACGACCACGGUGGUGAACGUCGAGGGGGACGCGUUCGGAGCCGGCAUCCUCCACUACCUGAAUCAAAAAGAGAUGAAGGAGAAAGAGCCGGAGCUCAGCGAGGUCUACGUGGAAGCCGUUCCAAACUGCAAGGCCGAAGCCGAGACCUCGCCUCUGGUGAUGCACAAGGGCCAGGCCCCAUCCACCCCUCCGCCUGGCACUACAGACAUAGAAUCGAAAGAGUCAGUCCUCUGAAGGAGAAGGAGGAUUGUGGGGAGUCGGCCCCUCCUCUCGGACACUGCGUUUUCGAGGCAACUC